Molecule: messenger RNA, 1737 nt
Organism: Lycium ferocissimum
Lineage: Eukaryota; Viridiplantae; Streptophyta; Magnoliopsida; Solanales; Solanaceae
Product: phospholipase A(1) LCAT3
Exons: 11
Coding region: 120-1478 (452 amino acids)
Biological process (GO): lipid metabolic process
Source: RefSeq, a predicted model, not a curated record
AAAUUAAAAAAGCAUAUGAGUUACCUGUAGGACUAGGGAACAUUUAUGCAAUUUCACUUCAACUAUCACACCGAAAGCUAAGUAACCGACACUUUUCGGAGCUCCAAACGUAGUUUCAAAUGUUCGGAGAUUACUGCUGUUGUUUCUUUCCGGGUCGGAGCUCCGACUCAGUUAACGAUGUUGUAGCUGAUAGAGACCCGGUUUUGUUGGUUUCGGGUCUUGCCGGGUCAAUUCUCCAUUCUAAGAGCAAGAAACUUGUUGGUUGCGAAACCCGAGUUUGGGUCCGAUUACUCCUUGCUGAACUUGAGUUUAAAAAAAAGUUAUGGUCCAUUUACAAUCCUAAAACAGGGUAUACAGAGGCAUUGGAUGAUAGCACAGAAAUAGUAGUGCCACAAGAUGAUUAUGGACUAUAUGCCAUUGACAUUUUGGAUCCUUCAGUGAUGGUGAAGUGUGUACACUUGAGCGGUGUAUACCAUUUUCAUGAAAUGAUUGAUAUGCUUGUCGAAUGUGGAUAUAAAAAGGGGACUACGUUAUUCGGUUUUGGUUACGACUUCCGCCAAAGCAAUAGGAUUGACAAGGCAAUGAAUGACCUGAAAUCAAAGCUGGCUGCAGCUUAUAAAGCUUCUGGGGGAAGAAAAGUCGAUAUUAUUUCGCACUCCAUGGGUGGAUUGUUAAUCAAAUGUUUCAUUUCUCUUUAUAGUGAUGUAUUUUCCAAGUAUGUGAAGAAGUGGAUUGCCAUUGCCUCUCCCUUUCAAGGUGCUCCUGGAUGCAUUAAUGAUUCUCUCUUAACUGGAGUGCAGUUCGUUGAUGGAUUUGAAAGCAACUUUUUCGUGUCAAGGUGGACCAUGCAUCAAUUGUUGGUUGAGUGCCCGUCGAUCUACGAGAUGUUGCCAAAUCCUGAUUUCAAGUGGGAAAAGCAACCUGAAAUUUUGGUGUGGAGGAAGAAAUCUAAGGAUGGGAAUACAGUGGCUGAAUUAGAACGUUAUGAUGCUAGCACAAGUGUGACUCUCUUUAAGGAAGCGUUGAAGAGCAAUGAGCUCAACUUAAAUGGUAAAACAGUGGCUCUACCUUUCAACUUAUCAAUUCUUGAUUGGGCAGCUAGUACUCGCAAAAUUUUAAAUGAUGCUCAAUUGCCGAAAGGAAUUCCUUUCUAUAGCAUCUAUGGGACAUCCUUUGAUACACCUUUUGAUGUUUGUUACGGUUCAAAAGCUUCUCCAAUCGAGGACCUAACGGAUUGCUGCCAUACAAUGCCUCAAUACUCCUACGUGGAUGGUGAUGGAACUGUUCCAGCUGAAUCAGCCAUGGCUGAUAAUUUUGAAGCAGUGGAAAGAGUAGGAGUUCAGGCUGGUCACAGGGAACUAUUAAGAGAUGAGACAGUUUUCGAGCUUAUCAAGAUGUGGCUUGGCGUAUCCAAUAAACAGAAGGUGCAUUCCAGGACCUCUAGGGUGAUGGACCUUUAUUCUGGUCAAAACUUGUAAACACAAUGUUUUACUCAUUCUUAGAGCAUGUUCCGUAUUUCUUGUCUCUCAUUUUUAAUUUAUCAUAGUUAAUAAGUAUAUACACGUACAUUCUUCGAGAAUGUAGAAAAUAGCUUCUGCAUGAAUCAUCGUUUAUAGUAGCAAUAUGUAUUAGGCAGUCCAGAAAAUUCGAAAAAUCGAGCCGACACUUGCUGUAAGAAUAACGUUAUUAGUGUAUAUAUACACAAAAAUCCAGAUGUUUUAUCUUUCUUUUCCUUUA